AUGAGUGCCCAGCAGAGCCCGGCGGCGAAUAUGCAGUCCGUGGACAGAGAAAAGAUAUUUACGUGGAUCUUGGAGUUGUGCAAUCCUGAGACACGCGAAAACGCGUUAUUGGAGCUGAGCAAGAAACGUGAGAAUGUGCCAGACCUGGCACCCAUGUUGUGGCAUAGUUUCGGCACUAUAUCGGCGCUACUGCAAGAAAUCACCAACAUCUACGUGGCUAUGAUUCCGCCGACGCUCACAGCUCACCAGAGCAACCGUGUCUGCAAUGCCCUAGCGCUCAUGCAGUGCGUCGCCUCACACCCGGAGACACGCUCGGCCUUCCUACAAGCACACGUGCCUUUAUUCUUGUACCCUUUCCUUCAUACCGUAUCUAAAACGCGGCCAUUUGAAUACUUACGCCUAACUAGUCUUGGAGUCAUUGGAGCCCUAGUGAAAACAGAUGAACAAGAAGUAAUUACAUUUCUGUUGACAACUGAAAUUAUUCCGUUGUGUCUGCGAAUCAUGGAGAAUGGGUCCGAGCUGUCCAAGACUGUAGCUACAUUUAUUUUACAGAAGAUAUUACUUGAUGAUAGUGGCCUUUGUUACAUAUGCCAGACCUAUGACAGAUUUUCGCAUGUAGCUAUGAUAUUAGGAAAAAUGGUACUCUCUCUGGCCAAAGACCCAUCAGCUCGGUUGUUAAAGCAUGUAGUGAGGUGCUACCUACGUCUAUCCGACAAUGCAAGAGCUAGAGAGGCUCUGAGGCAGUGCUUGCCAGAUCAAUUGAGGGAUUCAACAUUUGCUGCCUGUCUCCAGGAGGACAAUUCGACAAAGCACUGGCUAGCCCAGCUAAUUAAAAAUUUGGAAGCCCAGCCACCCCCGGCCAGUCCGGCACCACAGAACAUGUGA
Messenger RNA from Spodoptera littoralis (African cotton leafworm), 885 nucleotides. The record is from the annotation of a GenBank genome assembly. NCBI's taxonomy places the organism in Eukaryota, Metazoa, Arthropoda, Insecta, Lepidoptera, Noctuidae.